Molecule: messenger RNA, 2599 nt
Organism: Orbicella faveolata
Lineage: Eukaryota; Metazoa; Cnidaria; Anthozoa; Scleractinia; Merulinidae
Biological process (GO): cell-matrix adhesion
Cellular component (GO): membrane
Molecular function (GO): protein binding; calcium ion binding
Source: RefSeq, a predicted model, not a curated record
UUCGUCUAUUUCUUUUAGUUCCUGUAGUUAACGACUGGAAUAUCAGCAUCUUGACCACAGGAUCGACAAGCAUGAACGUCUCUUGGGCGUACUAUGCCCCCGAUGAUCCUUACGUGUUAUUUCUGUAUGCUGUUAUAUGUACACCGACCAACCAAGAUGCUGGGCCGACUGUAGCGACAGCUAUUAUAACACAGAUACAGUUAGAGGUACUGCGACUUAGAGCAAUAACUGAAUACAGUGUGCAGGUCCUGGCUUUAACAGCUCACAAGAUUACUGGAACAUUGAGUUUCAAAGGAAGUCAGAUACUCACUGUCAGCACUGUAGAUGGAGUCCCAAGCGAGUCGCCCGGUAACGUGACUGCACUAAGUCCUGAUUCGAACUCUAUAAACGUAUCUUGGUCUCACAUCGCAAAUGAUAGUGUGAACGGAAAGCUACUAGGGUACAAGAUUUUCUAUCGCACCCUCUUAGACGAUGGAAAUUAUUCAAUGGUUACAGUUGGACCAUCCACCUUGCAAGUCAUUAUUAGCAAAUACUUUAUUUAUACUGAUAUCUAUGAGGUCAGGGUUGCAGGGUUUACAGCCGUUGGCGUCGGAGUGAAGAGCGAGUCGGUGCUAGUCCAACCAGGCUGUAUGCGGGGCUAUGUUUACGAAACAAUGGGUAAGAUAACAAGCCCUGGAUUUCCAGAGGACUAUCCAAAUAAUGUAGUUUGUUACUGGCUUAUUGCACCUGGGUUACUGGAGUACCGACUUGUCCUUGCCUUCGAUACUUUCAAUACAGAGGACAUAGAUGGAAAACCGAACUGCACGAAUUUCAAGAAUGACCACAUCCUAGCCGGAACAUUGUCCAAUGUUGGGCGUACUAUUCCACAUUGCGGAAACAGGAAUCCGUUUGCUUUAAUCAUUGAAGCCAACUCUUCCAACCCAGUAGGAGUGCUAUUCCAAUCCAAUGUUGACUUAGUAGAGCAAGGAUUCAACGCCAGUUAUUUUGCUGUAGACAAGACUCCAAAGAUUUCUGUCAGUAUUGUCGAUGGAAGUAUCACCGGCCACGAGGUCACUUUAACAUUGCUCCCCUUUGCUGAUGCCAAUCAGAUUGAGAACUACAUCGUGCUUUACAAGCCCGCGUUGAAUGAAAAGCGGGAAUGGAAAUUCAAAAGAACUGAAAAUACACAAAUCACACUACGAUCACUGAAGGGACUGACUAAAUACAAAGUAAUGGUACUGGGAUAUACGUCAAACAAAGACACUUAUGGAAGUCAAGAAAUUACCUUUGAAACCUUAGAAGCAACAGAGCCAGAAACGACCACUCCGUCAAUAACUACUCCAACGCCAGAACCCAUUACCCUGAUGUACCCGUAUGGAGACGCCGCCGGGGAUUCUGUUAUUGCAUUCGACAUCAGCGGAAAGAAGUGUUUUAGGAUAAAUAUCCCUGAUGGGGGCAUGGCAUUCUUUGGUAAACGACACAGGAAACUCCAUGUUUGUGGCAAUGGCGUAGUCCAAUUUGAAAGUGAACGUUUCAACCGAUGGCCUUACAAAUUUGGUCAAAGAUACUGGCUGAGAUACGAUCCAAUUCUGGCACCCUAUUGGAGCAACAUAGACCUCGUAAACUCGUUUGUCACUGGACCCUCAAAGGUAUUUUAUCAGAUAUACUCUGACUCCAUCCCAGGCGCAAACACAACGUUAAGUAUGGCGACAGAAGACGUCAAGAAGCUUCUUUCGAGACCUCUUCCAACGAAUUUUAGCGCAUCUUGGGUCCUUGUUGUUACCUGGGAAAAUCUCCGUCCUCGGGAAUAUACAGCAGCUUCACAAAAUUUGCUAAACACGUUUCAGGCGGUCAUUAUUACCGACGGAGUUUACGCCUUUGUCAUGUUUAACUACCCUAAAGAUGGCAUACAGUGGUCCGCCCCAACUAGUGUGUCCAAUUAUAUACACUACACCAACUACAGAGGUCUUCCUGUAAUGGGAUGGAAUGCUGGAGAUGACACUGGGAACUUGUUUAACUAUAAAAGAUCAGAAACAGUUGGGAUGGAAAGCAUCGACAGUCUUCCGGGAAACACAGCUAUCACUGGAAAGUGGUUCUUCAGACUUGAGAACUCAAAAGGAGAACAAGACGCCAUUCAGAAGUGCCUUCGCUGGUUUAACAAUCAGCCAGAUCCUGCGUCGUACAGGGAUGCUGUCGAGCCAUGUCCUUGCACUCUGAGGCAAGCUUUCUUCGACGAACGAUUUCAGUGGACCGCACCAGAAGCACGUUUUACCUACUGUGUGUAUACUAGGUUUCCCUCUGCAGCCAACAGAGGCCGACAGUGCUGUUACCACACCAGGUUUGACGGCCGGUUUGGUGCUCUGAUCGUUGGCUACCCGAAUGGAGGAGUUAUUCACCGGUAUCAUAAGCUGGCUUCGAGAUCACUUGCACUAAAACAUCAAUUCAGUGACGUCUUGGGCUUUAAAUAUUGCUGCGUACAGUCCAAACUAUGUCAACGAUUUUACAGAAAGCGACCAUCAGAAGGAUGCGAGAACUACCUUCCCCCAGUGUGGAGUAAGUUGUUGUUGUUGUUCUUUUUUUUUCAGUGAACUGCUGGGCUAAAUACUGUUUAUAAAAUAUG